AGGUCCAAGCAGUGCUGCUGGGGUUUUCCUGACAAGGUGUCAUCAUCAACGGAAGCACAGAAAGUAACAUUAAGGAUGAAGAUAAUUAUCAGUCUGACAAUCGCAGUUGUGCUUUUAAGCACCUGUCAGGGAAUGGCUCGACGCGGCUCAGGAUCGCCUCAAAAUCCUUCGAUGUUGUCGACCAAUGGUAGAUGUGGACCUAAGUUCGAAAACCGUGAAUGUCCAAUCGAUUCGCUUGUACCUGGCUGGAUUUCUGUGACCCCAUGCUGCGGUGAAAGUGGAUGGUGUGGCAACUCCCCUGAGCAUUGCAAGUACAUCGAUUACAGAAAGCCUGAAUCUCUAAAACAAACAGCAUGCAGGGAACUAGAAGAUGAAGAAAGGGCUAUUCGUCAUAGGAUAAAAGAGAAAAAGGAAGAGUUGAAAUGCAGAAAUGAUAGGGGUCAAGGGUCAUAUGUAAGACCUGGAAGUAAUGGUCAGUUAGCUGGAAGUUUUGGUUUUGGACCUGGACCUAAUGGUUUUAAUCUUGGUUUGGGCUAAAGACCAUUUUGAGGAGCUAAAGAUCAGAAAGAGCAGGCAAUGGAACUACAGCGUGGAAUGAAGGCAAAGUUACAACAAAUCAAAGCAAGACUCAUUAACUAACAUCAUCAAGAAAUUCAGGAAAGACACGUCCUUAGUGCAUCUAUUUAUUCUACGAGACAUUUAAGAAGCUUCAGAAAGUAAAGUGAAAACAUUACAAAAAUAAACAUUUUUCAUAAAUCAAAUUAACAAUAUUACGUAAAAUGAAAAAGUAUACAAAUAAACGAUUUUCGCAUGCAUAUAAAUGCCUUACAAGUUAUCUGUUCUCUUUAUCACAUCAAACAUCUU
Owenia fusiformis is the source of this 864-nucleotide messenger RNA. Lineage: Eukaryota; Metazoa; Annelida; Polychaeta; Sabellida; Oweniidae. The record is from the annotation of a GenBank genome assembly.